UAUAAAUAUAUUUUCUGAGAUCACAGCACUUCUAUGAGCAUUAUUAAAUAAUUUAAUUUAUGGUGUCUUAUUACUAUUAAAGUAAUCAUGUCUUCAAUAUCUAGUUCUAAAGAAGUGAAGUCAUUUGAAAAUAGCAAUAAAGAAUUUUUACUCUUAGAAAAAACUUGUGAGGCGUUUAAAGACAGCGAUGAGGAAAUAAAAAUGAUAUUUAAUGAGAUUAAAAAGCUGUCUCACAAUAAAGAAACAGAGAUGGGAGAUGACGAAGAUGUAGAAAUGAUAUUAAAAAGGGCUGAAGACAUAGCUAAUGAAACAGAAAAUUUACUUAAGAGUAGCCCAGUUGCUGCAAACAAUGUUAUUUCAUAUCCUGGCGAUUGCUGUAUUCCUGAUAUCAAAGUAACUGAACCUAGUGUUGAACCACAUAAAGAAAACGACAAGAGCUCAAAUGGAAAGGUCAAUCAUAUCCCAAAACAACAUGGGACAGAGCACAAGGAAACCCGCCGCAAGUCGAAGGCGAGACCUUUCUCCGCUGGCGUUAUCGAUUCGAAGAAAAAAGAGGCCGCGAAAGUGGCUCGAUUUACAUCUGGCACGCCGAAAAAACUUAACAAUUGUAAACACGAACAAUUGGUGGAAGAACUCAAGGAUACCAAUGAACGAGUGAAAAGUCUUGAAUUAUUGAAUGUGCAACUCGUUGACGAUAACAAGGCGUUAAAGAAAAAGAUCAACCAGUUGGAGGAAGACAAGCAGAACGCAGAGAUAAAGCUGGUAGAGUGUGAGAAAUUUGUGAAUAGAAUUGCAAAAGAAUACCACAAUAAGGAAUCAGAAUUGAAGACGAGUAAACAAAAUGAACAAGGCGCUCUUGCAGAACUGAAUAAAGAAAGAAACGAACGAAAGAACUUAACGAUUCAACGCGAAAAAGAUGCAACUGUUAUAAAAGAUUUGCAGCGGCAAGUGAAGGAAAUGGAGAUGAUUUUAAGGCGGAAACAUCCAGACUCAGUGUCUGCUCUAAUAGUUGCGUCAAAAUCGUCCACUGUGGAAGACAAUAAAAAGAAGCUUCUAGAAGAACGCAUAGUGAGACUCGAGCAGGAGUUAAAAGACAAAGAAAGUCAUUUCCACAGUGUCCUCAUGACUCUUCAAGAGAAAUUUACCGAUAUGAAACAGAAGUAUGAAACUCACAUUGUUGACGUCGAAAGAAAAUUAAUGGAGGAUCGGAAAGUGAACCAGGAUCUGAAGAAUAAGAUUAAUAAAAUAAAUUUACACGAAGUAGCCGUCCAAACAGUGCCUAAAAACCAAAAUACAGUUUCUACACAAACGUUCCUAAAGCCAGAUAGAGCGUCGUCUGCUGUAAGCAGGCUGACACAAAAUUCCGCCUUAAUUUUUAACAGACUGAAGGAAGACAGUUAUCUCAUAGCCACUAUUAAAGGUUUACAGACUGAACUAACAGCCAAACAACGAACUAUAGCCAAAAUUAACAGGGAGACAGAAGAGUUGAAGAAAAACUUGAGAAGUCUACAGAAGGAGAAAGAAUUUCUUUUGAACUUUAAUCCACAAAAGAGAGCGGGAUGUAAACCAGCAAAAUCAACGGAAAAUGUUAUGUUACGGGCGAAUAACGCAAUGGAGGCAGAACUGUCGGAAGUUCGUAAGCAAAAGGAAGACCUCAUGGAAGAGAGGGUCAGUUUGUUGUCGUCUUUGAAGAGGACCAACGAAGAUCUCAUUAUGUUGAAGAAGAAGCGAAUUCAAGAUCUGCACACACUACAACUAGCGCACGAAAAGGAGCUAAUGCAAAUGAACAUGCAGCUUUAUCCGUUACAAGAAGAAAUUAAACUAUUGAAUCGUACCGUAGAAAUAUUGCAGGAGCGAGUUCGGUCGGCUGAUGACAAAUUGUUGAGGUACCAAGCCGGGAUUAAAGAUGAAGUUCACGCUGGCGGGGAUAAUAUGGGACCAAAGAGGAAAUAAAAAUUUGUUCGGUGAAAAAGGGUUGACAAAAUAAUAAAAAAAAAAAUUGUUCAAAAAUUGCAAUUCGUUGUCUUUGGUCGAUGGGGAAUACCGGAUAGUGAAUUGCUGAACAGUAUACCUACUCAAACUCUGGUAAAUAUGUACUACUUAAAUUAUGAAAGCGGUUUUCGAUAGUUGUAUUAUGUUUAUUUGAAAUAA
Colias croceus (clouded yellow) is the source of this 2151-nucleotide messenger RNA. RefSeq names its product centrosomal protein of 162 kDa. The record is from RefSeq and is a predicted model, not a curated record. The coding region runs from base 88 to 1953 and encodes 621 amino acids. Gene Ontology annotation, biological process: cilium assembly. The transcript has 5 exons. NCBI's taxonomy places the organism in Eukaryota, Metazoa, Arthropoda, Insecta, Lepidoptera, Pieridae. Gene Ontology annotation, cellular component: centrosome; centriole; axonemal microtubule.